Messenger RNA from Acanthoscelides obtectus, 1714 nucleotides. The record is from the annotation of a GenBank genome assembly. Lineage: Eukaryota; Metazoa; Arthropoda; Insecta; Coleoptera; Chrysomelidae.
AAAUUGAUUUUAAUCCUGACAUGUUCAAAGCACAACUACUUCAGAAGGUCUUCCCAAGUUAAUCUGCUUGUCACACGAAAACAUCUUCGUUCAAACCGUCACGUUCCUGGAGUUACUAGGCCAACCAGAAAAGGUGAUUUCAUUCUUCCCGAUAUCCUGGUUCUUACAGAUGAUCCUCGUCUGUGUCACUCUCGAAAGACCGGUUACCAGAAUAAUUCCAACAACGUUCACAGAAAGAAACGCAUGUAAAAUCAUACACGAUUUCAGCAUAAAGCAUGCUAUUCUAGGCACAGAUUAUGCGAUGAAGAUGGCUAACAGUCCAGCUGUCAAGGAUUACAACCUGAACUGUCUCAGAGUCGUAAUGAUAGGGACGGUGAACACAAUGAAGCAUGACGUACAGACAUUAAGACAACUUAUGCCCCACGUAAAGUUCCUUCAGUGCUACUGCCUUACAGAAACCGGUUGCAUAGCUGCUACUAGGGCCGAUAGCUACAGUAAGAGCAUAAUAAAGCCUCAGACUGCUAUUGGUCCUCUUACCAUGAACUGUCGGAUCAGGAUCGUUGAUCCAGAAACUAGAAAAGGGGUGGGGCAAAACUGUUAUGGAGAGUUAUUGUAUACUGGAGAUGGAUUCAUGUUAGGGUAUUUGAAGCAACCUGAUAGGACCAAAGAGUGCAUGGAGAAAGGUUUCUUCAAGACAGGUGAUCUCGGUAUGGUCGACGAGGAUGGUUGGUUAUACGUAAAAGGCAGGAUAGACGAUUUAAUCAUAAUCGACGAUUUCAAGUUCUGCCCCUUAGAUCUUGAAGAGGUUAUCGUGACACAUCCUGCCGUCAAGGAAGCAGUCGUCAUCGGAAAUGAUAAAGAGAUCAUUGCACUUGUCAAGAAACUCAAUAAGGAUGUUUAUUUGUCAACUAAUAAGUUACAAUUGUUUGUUCGUACAGCCUGUUUGAUGACAAUCAGCAAACUGACAGUCGGUGACAAGUCAUGACCUAGUUUACGCAGUUAGCUGUCACUGAUACAUCCCUGACUGUAUUAAUUGCAUACAUGAGAACAUUACGAGUUGGCUGAGGGAGAUUCAUAGCAGACAGAUGUCCUGAACGUCAGAGGCCAACAAAGAUCAUUUACAUGGAGCACUUUCCUAGGACGUCGAUUGGAAACGUUCUGAAACGAAUACUGAGAAGGGAUUUAUUAGAGGUGGAAAUCCAAUAUACUGGUAGCGUAGCAAGCGUAUCCGUCAAAGAAUGACGAGAUAUCACCCCAUCAAAACGCUUCUCUGAGUCCUCUGACUCACAGGAUGUACCAUUGUCUCCUCCCAAUAGUACUGAUGAAAUCGUUAGUGAAGAACACCCUUUUAUAGCAUUGGUAGAAAGUGAUUCUGAAGACAUGGGUGUGAGCUUGGCCACAAAUAUGUUGACUAACCCGUUCACUGACCCAAUGGUGUAGUACUGUAGAAUUACUCAAGUGGAAUCUCAAGAGGGAAAACCUUAAUCCAGCAUUGAUUACAAUUUUUUUCACGUGGCUUCAAUACUGUGAGCAUUCAUUUUUGUAGGAUUUUUAUUGAACUGAACAGUUAAAUGGUGUGCAGCACCAAAAAGCUCAUCAGAACUCUUUCAAAUAAUUUCCCAGAUUUUUUCUUACUAGCGUGUCAUUUGUUUUUGUUAUCCUUCACUUGAUUCUAUUACAGUAAGUAGCUCUUGAAUAGAUACUUAAAUAUGAA